AUGUCACGCUACUGCCACACUUCUUCUGCCGCACAGCAUCACGUUCAAUCGACGUCUAUGGCGACAAGCGCGACUAGUAAUUCCGAAGAUCCGAAUGGUGAGGAUCAUCCGUUCAUCUGUCCAUUUUGUCAUUCCAAUGAGUCACUGCACCAAAGAUCUGUUCUAAAUACACUGUCAGAGGAAAAAUAACCAAUCGUUUCAUUUCGUUCGAACCCUAAAAAAAAGACUAGUGAUUCUUCUUGUGAAUCUCUGAAAAACGUCAGUUACAGGCGGUCACUGUGCGUCUCCGUACCUUCGUCGUUUCCGUAUUCCCAAACUGAACACGUAUCGUCAACAUUUGGAGGAAGACGAAGACGACGAUGAGUGGUUCGAAAUGCAAAUAGCGAAGAAAGAUCUGAUUCGAUUGAGAAUGGUAAGCGGGGGGUUUACCAACUGAAACUGAACUAAUCUUCAGAACGAAAUGAAAAACAGUCGGCUGAAGGAUCGGACGAACAAUAACAAUAGCACUAGCCAUAACAACUGCAAAAGUUCAUCCACGAACCAUGCACAACAGCAGAACAGUGAACGUUCAGAUGACGUCGAGUCUCGGUACGAUUUCAUGCAAUUAAUCCUUCGGUGGACGGGGAUGUCACCCUCUCUCUCUCUCUCUCUCUCUCUCUGUCUCUCUCUCUCUCUUUCUUUCCAUUUCUCUCACUUUCAUCACAAGUUCAUAUUGCAGUAAUGGCAACAGAUGCCCGGCGGCCGAGGAGAACAGCGAAGAGAUUGGCGAGACGGAGGCGACUAUGCGAAGUCUCUGGUUCCAUCCCAAACAUCUUUUUGCUCCGUCGCCGACGAAAACGAAAACAGCUUCUGCGGCGAAUUCGUGA
Molecule: messenger RNA, 866 nt
Organism: Caenorhabditis sp. 36 PRJEB53466
Lineage: Eukaryota; Metazoa; Nematoda; Chromadorea; Rhabditida; Rhabditidae
Source: the annotation of a GenBank genome assembly